Messenger RNA from Desarmillaria tabescens, 510 nucleotides. RefSeq lists its product as uncharacterized. The record is from RefSeq and is a predicted model, not a curated record. Lineage: Eukaryota; Fungi; Basidiomycota; Agaricomycetes; Agaricales; Physalacriaceae. The transcript is spliced from 5 exons. Bases 1 to 510 code for a protein of 169 amino acids.
AUGUGGAGUGAAAGAAGUGAGGACCAGGAUGCUAUGGCACCAACAAAGAUGAUGAUGGGGCCAUCCAUACCAACCACCUCUAUCAACAUCAAAGACAGCACUGACCACAACAAGGAAAUUCUAUGGGCAGAAUGGUGUAAAGGCCACACAUGGUCAAAGAGAGGUGUAGAGGAAGUAUUGUUGCUGUGUGAGGAAAUGCACCGAGUUCUCAAGUUCCUGGCCUGGAUGCUGUUAGAAGAUGUGGAGCCAGAGCCAGAGAGUGAUCAAGAGGAUGAUGAGAAAGAGAGUUCAGAUGAUUCAGAGGACAAUUUAGAAGCAUCCCGCCACAAGCUGACAUGCUUUUGCCCACCCAAAAAAAUGAAAUUCAUGAAAAAGAUGAAGAACAAUGGUGUCUAUCAAGAUCAACAAAAAAAAAAGAUGGUUGAAAAAUUUCUAAAAAUAGACCCAUCCUGCCCAUCAGCAGUGUAUGAGCAUGAACAGUCUAAAGAUGACCAAGCAGAAUAUGACUGA